AAAGACUCCGCCCAGACCGGCUAUGCAGACAAUCACAACAUGGACCCGACCAUUAUCUCCAGCGGCAGCUUCGGCCAGCUGUGGCGAUACAAGACCCCAGCCUACACCAGCGGGACUGGUGACGAGCAGUUCUACGCAAAACCAUUGGUGUACACCCCUCCCAGCUACGGUAGGCAGAUCAUACUUGCUUUUUCCGAGCAAAACCGUCUGUUUGCUGUGGAUGCCGUCAAUGGCACGCUCAUUGCCUUUCGGGACAUGAACGAGGAAGGGGAAGGGCCGUUUAAUAUUGCGGAUUUUGAUGGGGAUUGUAAUGAUAUCAGUGAUACCGUGGGAGUCACUGGUACGCCUAUUCUUGACCCAGAUACCGAUACAGUCUACUUCUGGUCCAAGGGGUACGAGGCUGGUGUUACCUCUGGCGUGGACAAUGCCAGAUAUCGGUUCCAUGCUGUGGACGCUAUCACUCUGGAAGAAAGGGCUGGGUUCCCCACGGUGUUGGAUGGUCACCAGGCCGCCAACGACGAGACUCGUUUCUUCCAGGCUGGGAUUCAGCUACAGCGCCCGUCCCUGAACCUUCUCAACGGCGUUGUGUAUGCCGGGUUUGGAGGCCACUGUGACAUGUUCAACUACACGGGCUGGAUUGUAGGGAUGCGUGCCAGCGACGGGGGCUUUGUCACGGCCUAUGCUACCAGUGCAGGCGCAGGGGCCCCUCCUGUGCCAGACACAAGUGGCGCUGGGGUCUGGAUGGCGGGCUCCAUCCUCGCCUCGGACCAGUCCAACCGCUUCUUCUUUGCGACGGGCAAUGGGAUCACCAGCACCAUCAAUGACGCACAGGCGGCCAGUGGACGCACGACCCUCGACACGCUGAGUGAGUGUGUCGUCAAUAUGCUCGUCAACUCGGACGGCACGCUGGCCCAACAAGACUAUUUUGAGCCCGCUGCCUAUCAAGCCAUGGAUGGUGCAGAUCGGGAUGUUGGUAGUGGUGGUGUCACUCUCUUGACAACUCCCUUCAGCGGCGGAGGGGUUAAUAAUAUUGCCAUCACCUGUGGCAAGAAUGGGCAGUGUUUUGUCAUGAACGCAGACAAUCUUGGAGGAUACAAGACGGGAGCCAGUUCAGGUGACAAUAUCCUCCAGACCAUCACUCCGCCGGCUGGUGCGGCCAUGUUUGGAACAGUGGCAUCGUAUCCCUUGGAAGGUGGGUAUAUCUACAUGACCCUCUCGGGCACGCCUGUCUAUGCCUAUGCUCUGGGAUUCGACGCCUCUGGUCGACCACAAUUCUCUUACGCAGGCGAGACGGCCACGUCCACCACAGGCCGACCUGCCGUCAGCGCACCCAUGGUCACGUCCUUGGACGGUCAAGAAGGCACCGGCAUCCUCUGGAUUGUCGAUCCCGACAACGGCAUCAGUGCCUACAACGCUGUUCCUCAAGACGGAGUGCUUGUGCCCAUCACUCUCCCUGCUUCAGGCCAGGUUUCCAAGUUUCAACGACUGGUUUUUGGUGACGGACGGUUUUACACUACAGCCCCAGGAUACAUAAUUGCCUAUGGAUCUCCCGUCACGCUGCCUCUUAAUUGCACAGGACCUGUCAAUUUUGGCGACGUCUACAUCGGAUCAUCUGCUGUGGAUAGUGUCUCUUGCACGGCUUUGAUCGGUACCACGAUUGAGUCUCUGGCUAUUGGCAGUGUAUACUACAGCCUUUCCUCGUCAGAUGCGUUUCCUCUCCCGUUGGCUGCUGGUCAGUCUUUUACUCUGGAUGUGGUGUUCAACUUGACCGGCUAUUCUUCUACCACUGGCGGCGGUGGCAACACAACACAACUCGUGCCAGGGUCCAAAUCCGCAGUCGUCACCAUCACAAUGGACAACGACGUCGCCGAAUAUGCAAGCACACAAAGCAUCUCCUUCACGGGCGAUGCCAUCACAGGCGAUGCCUACCCAGCUGUGAACCCACUCCAGGUUGAUUUCAGCGCUGUGGUCGUCACCAAUUCCUCAAGCGGUCCCGUGUCGAGUGGUGCUUCGGAUAACGCGUUUGUCCUCUCCAACCUAGGCGAAGCAGGUCUGGAAAUUCUUAGGUAUGCUUAUACCAACACGGACCCUUCAGACGACGACACAACGUUUACAAAUCUCACGACAACAACCAACAAUGAGACUGUGCUGGACAGCAACGGGUACUUUUCGACAACAGAGCUGCCUGCAUUGGGGUCCAGCAUAGCAGCGGGAUCCGCGCUCACCGUCCAGGUCGAGUUCAACACCAACAUUGUCGGCAGUUAUUUCACAAUUCUCUGCAUCUGGACCAAUGGAGGGAUGGUGUACGUAACCCUCGAUGCCUCUGCAGACUCACAGCCUGUAGCAAAAGUGUACUACUCGGACGGAGAAGGAGGAUGGUCUCUGAUUCCAAAUUCUCCCGACACCGAUGAGGACUGGGAGUACAUUGUCAGUUUUGGUACAGGUCCAGGAGACACCGACCAGACCAUCACCCUCUUGGUACAAAACGCGGGCGGAUCUGAUCUCAUCGUCACAAAAUCCAAGCCUCCAGAAGGUACUUACCUGGGCGCGACCAACCCCGAAGGCGACCUGGCCGAAGGCCUCGAGAUCGCACCAGGGCAAAACAGCACCGGCACGGUUUACUUCGAGCCCCCAGCCGCACAGAUCAAUGCGCCAGCCACGACAUAUGCCGCAGCGUGGACAUUAAACUUCAACGAUCUCACGUGGGGCGUUCACGUCGUGAACUUCACAGGAACGACGGAAGCGGCGCAGGUCGGGCCACAGCUGGCGGAUGGGUCGGCUCGAUUUCGAUAUUUGGGCUGCUAUCUCGACAGCACGGUAUCCCGGAUCGAGUCUUCGGGGGUUGUGUCGGCUAAUAACUCGAUCGGCUUCUGCCAGGACGAGGCUUAUGCAGAGAAGGUGGCCUUUGCUGGUGUGGAAUACACAGAUGAGUGUUAUUGGGGCGAUUCCAUACCUUCAUCAUCUCUUCUCGCCACCGAUGCCAACUGUGAGGGGUACACCUGUGCUGGCGAUGCAAGCGAGUAUUGUGGUGGUGACGGUGGAUACAUUUCCAUCUGGUACGAUGUCACAGCUUAUUUCCCCGAGAACGGUACUCUCGCUCCAGGUUAUACAGGUCCCACCCAGCCAUCUACUGUGGGCGACUAUUAUUUCUUGGGCUGCUACGGCGAUGAUGCCGCAGCUCGAGCUCUUUCUGGGUCGGCACCAGGACUCGGCUCUUCGACGACCCUUGAGACGUGUGCGGCUGCUUGUGAAGGGUACACAUAUUUUGGCACGGAAUAUAGUGACGAGUGCUAUUGUGGAGAUACGAUAAAUGUCGAGUCUGGGACUGGUGUGUCUGGUAAGAAUCAGACGAGUGGGUGUACGAUGGUCUGCGCUGGGAAUCAAGAGGAAUAUUGUGGUGGCUCGUCUCGUCUGUCUCUUUACGCAUUGGACGGUACAGACACGACAACCUCCUCGUUUUCGUUGUCAUUGACUUCCAGCACCAAAACCAAACUCACAACAAGCAAUGCGGAGAUAACUCUGCCUUCUAAAUCCCUGGUAUCCUCUGCGCCGCCUUCGAUAGUGUCCACCGCAUCAUCAUUGUCUUCAGCACCAGCUGGAUGGUCCUAUGUCGGCUGUGUCAAUGACAGUCCGACCAACCGAACACUACGAGGGUCAUCUCUUGUGAACAGCGGCAUGACCGUGGCCAUGUGCACUACUUAUUGCGCAAAUCAUCAGUAUCCCUAUGCAGGACUUGAAUACAGUACGCAAUGCUACUGCGGCCCAAUCUUCGUCCCAAGCUCCGCCACCACCGAGGAAACAUCCUGCGAUAUGACGUGUCCAGGUGCCGCAUCUCAGAUCUGCGGAGGCCCAUCCCGUCUCAGCAUCUACCAGUCAACAACACAACCCCCACCAGUGCUGGUCAACUCCACAUCCCUGAAAGAAGGUAACACCACCCAGACCUUCCAAGGAUGUUUUAUGGACACCCAAUCCAACCGGACCCUUUCGUCCUACACCUUCACCUCGACCAAGAACAUGACAGUUGAGAACUGCAUCACCGGCUGCGGGGCCAAAGGGUUUAACGUCAGUGGCGUGGAGGCUGGCACGGAAUGUUACUGUGGGAGCGCCAUGCCUCCGGUGAGCCUGGGUGCGGACACCAGGGACUGUGAGGGGAUAAUGUGUUCAGGAAAUACCACUGAGUUCUGUGCUGGAUCGUCACGACUGGCAAUUUAUAUGUAA
Cryphonectria parasitica EP155 is the source of this 4218-nucleotide messenger RNA. Its product is annotated as WSC-domain-containing protein. Lineage: Eukaryota; Fungi; Ascomycota; Sordariomycetes; Diaporthales; Cryphonectriaceae. The record is from RefSeq and is a predicted model, not a curated record. The annotation marks the transcript as partial. The transcript is spliced from 3 exons.